Messenger RNA from Ylistrum balloti, 375 nucleotides. RefSeq lists its product as uncharacterized. Bases 1 to 375 code for a protein of 124 amino acids. The record is from RefSeq and is a predicted model, not a curated record. Lineage: Eukaryota; Metazoa; Mollusca; Bivalvia; Pectinida; Pectinidae. The transcript is spliced from 4 exons.
AUGUUGAAACAACAAGGCCGACCAACUGCUGCGAAAUACAUGGUGGUUUUUACAGAUAGAUUGUCUAGCUCACCAAUGCAUACAUACACACAGGCUUUCCUAGCCAAAGCGGACGGAAUCAAAAUCUUCGCUGUGGGAAUGGGUCCAGAUAGCUCUAACGAGGAAAUGAAGAUGCUCGCUUCUGGACCAAACAGUGUCUUCGCCAUACCUGACAUUGCUUCGUUAGAUGCUUUUGGUCCUUACAUGUCUGAUCUACUUUGCAAAGGCUACGUGAACGCAUAUGCAGAUAUGCAGCAGCACGGACCUGGACACCUAACCGGCAGACGAGACAACUCUACAUUAUCUCAACCAAAGUACAACAACAUGCAGCCAUGA